CAACGCUCGAGGCAUGACAUGAUCCACUUUGUCAUGGCUUAGAGAGCAGGUAGGUCUUGAUAGACAUGUACUCUAAAACUGCCAAGACGGAACCUGCCAGACUUCCCGUUUUCAUCACCGCCGUCGUCAUACGAUUGGCUCUCUUCCAAUCUACACUCAUCUCCUCGGCUCUACAACACCGUCCAGAACUUGUCUCGCCGCAGACGUCGUUCCGUAGUUUGCUCGAAGGUGUAUACCUUCGGCGGUUGGGUUAUGAUCCCUAUGAUGGAGGCACAUUCGUACAUCCUCCGGACUACCUGGGUUUCUUCUCCCUCUUCGGCCGCCAUCUACCGGUAAUCGCCCCAUAUGUAUGGAUCCUACUGGAUAUAGUUGGUGCCCUUGCUCUCGUAGAGAUAUGGACAACGAGGUUAGGUCAUCACUCGUUGUCGAAAGGCAGGGAGAGCCUUGUGGCCGCCUUAUAUCUCUUUAAUCCGUAUACCAUUGCGACUUGCGUCGCUCUAACAACCACCUCGGUCGACAACUCGCUUUUACUCCUGACCAUCGCCCUGGCGGCUCAAAAACGUGCGAUCCCAGCUUCCCUUCUCUUCGCUCUGUCUUCCCGUACCGCUGCCUAUCCUAUAUGUCUCCUGCCAGCACUCGCAAUGCUAGUUACCCCAUCGUGCAAGGGCGCGUCCGUUGGCCGUUCGGCCGCAAUCCUGCUCGUUGCAUGCGGCGGGUCAUUUCUAUCGUCUACAUCUCUGAGCCAGUCAGGAAUGUUAUGCUACUGGAAGUCCAUCGUCGGUCUUCCUUUUCUCACCCCGAACGUUGGCAUGUGGUGGUACUUCUUCACCGAAAUGUUCGAUCACUUUCGACACUUCUUUCUCGGUGUAUUCCAAUUUCACUGCGUCAUAUACGUCAUUCCCGUCUGCAUUCGGCUUCGCCAUGACCCACUUUUGGCGAUGGCCAUCCUUCUGUCGAUCUUUGCAACUUGGAAGAGCUAUCCUACGCUUGGAGAUAUGAAUGUUCCCGCUGGCUUACUGGCCUGCUUCCCCGAAGUUCUGACGGAGCUUAAACAUCCACUCUUCAGUCUGACCGUCUAUGCCUACACAUUCAUAUUAUUGCCGCUCCUGCACUCCCUAUGGCUGGUGCGAGGGACGGGCAAUGCCAAUUUCUUCUACGCCGCCACCAUGGUUCACGGACUCAACUCCAGCUUGGCCAUUGUCGACGUGCUGGGUGCAAGUAUACGGACGGGCGCCAAAGCUCGUCUCGUACUUCCAGCUGUGGACCUAGAGGACGACAAGCCAGACAGUCGCAAGGGGGAGAUGCAAUUGGUGCAACUUCUCUCCGCGGUAGAUCCUUGAGUGUUCACAUGCAUCUACAUUUACAAGUCGU
Messenger RNA from Tremella mesenterica DSM 1558, 1371 nucleotides. RefSeq lists its product as uncharacterized. Gene Ontology annotation, cellular component: membrane; GPI-anchor transamidase complex. The coding region runs from base 66 to 1340 and encodes 424 amino acids. The transcript is spliced from 8 exons. The record is from RefSeq and is a predicted model, not a curated record. NCBI's taxonomy places the organism in Eukaryota, Fungi, Basidiomycota, Tremellomycetes, Tremellales, Tremellaceae. Gene Ontology annotation, biological process: attachment of GPI anchor to protein; protein localization to cell surface.